Messenger RNA from Orbicella faveolata, 3893 nucleotides. RefSeq names its product serine/threonine-protein kinase 11-interacting protein-like. Gene Ontology annotation, biological process: intracellular signal transduction. Gene Ontology annotation, molecular function: protein binding. The record is from RefSeq and is a predicted model, not a curated record. Lineage: Eukaryota; Metazoa; Cnidaria; Anthozoa; Scleractinia; Merulinidae. Gene Ontology annotation, cellular component: cytoplasm.
CAAAGAUGGCGGCAAAGUGAAUCGAGAAGUCUGGUUGGAGUGUAAUUGAAGUCUCUCAUGGUUGCGUCAUAAUGCCAUACCAUGGAGGACACGAGCUUCUGGUCAAGCUUUCAACUCUGUUGCAAUCCCACGGAAAUCCAAUUUUGCAGCAGGAGAGUCAGCUGUGCUUGACAGCCACGUCACUUGUGUUCCUGAACCAGUGCUUUCAAGAUAUCGCAUCAGUUCAGCAAGGUGCAGGUGACAGAGAAACUAAGCAGUGGAAAACAAUAUCAUACAGGGACAGUGCAGCUAUCGCAUUCAUUCUUGACUUUCUCAGAAGGACACCAUCAUUACGGCUAGUCCCGGGAACAUGUUCCCAUUUUGAUGGUCUGGUCAACAUCUCUUGUUUCAGAGCAUUACAAAUACUGGAGAUAAAAAAAGUCCCAGUUGGUUUUGUUCGAGGAUUUCAAAGUUUACGACCCCAGCUCAAGACCCUCAUAUGUACAAGGUCACUGAUCUCGCUGAAUGAAGUGUUGGUACAUUGUGGUGGAGAUCGUUUGAAUGCCCCAUCUGCUUGGCCACAUCUGAAAAAUGUGGAUUUUAGCUACAAUGGAAUUGUACAAGUGGACGACUCUGUGAAACUUUUGCCAGCUGUGAGAGUGUUGAAUUUGAGUCAUAACUGCAUCCAUGUUGCUGAAGGGGAUGAAUCACUAUCUAACUGGAAGUAUCUGUCUGACAUCCAGCACUUGAACCUGGGAUAUAACCAGAUGGAAUGUAUCCCUGUGCCACCAGCGCAAGGCGGAGCAACAAUCUUCCACAACACGACAACACUUAUCCUCAAGAAUAACAACUUGCAGAAUUUGCAGGGUCUCCAGGCAUUUUCCAAGUUACGAUUCCUUGAUGUGUCUUUUAACUGCAUAGCAUCCCUAUCAGAAUUAACACCCCUGGCUUUUCUGCAUGACCUCAUAUCAUUGAACCUUCAAGGGAACCCUGUUGUGUUCUGUCCAUACUAUCGACGUGCUACAGUUGCUUGCCUGUAUCCCAUACCAAGAGUUGAACCAGUUAAAAUUGAUGGGAAGCCCUUGGACUCAGAAGAGCAAGUUCUUCUCGGCAGGAAUGUGUAUCCAGUUUCCAUGCUUUCCUACAUUCCAGAAUCACCAUUGUCUCAUCCCCGCGUUAGCGCGAUCAAGAAAGUAGCUGAAGAUUCACUGGAUUCAUCAGAGUCUCAAGAAGAGUCUGAUCCAGGACCUAAACACAGGAAACCUAAACGGAAAACCAAGAAGGGUCGAAGAGUGGUGGCCAGAGAAAUUGACUUUGAUGGCGACAAUGAAGUGUCAGUUACUGAAGACUUUCUUUCAUCCACAUCUUACACAACACCUGCAGAACAGACCCUGGAGCAUGCUGAUGAAGUAGAGCAACUUAAGAAAUUGAGACAGUUAGGUGGAGAAGAUUGGUUACCAGCAAUAGAUCACGUGGUUCAUGUACAGGAGGAAGAAGCUGUUGUUAAUUUACCAGGAUCAGCUGAAUCCCCACCGGAUCAGGUUCCCAGUGUUAGUCAAACAGGGUCCAGAAAGAGUCUUUCAGAAGAUAGAAUGGAAAUUAACAGUCGUACAAGUAGUAUCAGUGUCAUUUCUGAUGAAGACAUUUCUGAAGCCCAUCAUUUUGUGGUGACACUGAUGUCUUCACCAAGUGACGAUGAUAUGAGUGCUGAGCCCUUGUUUGUGACAAUCACGGAUGACUUGAUAAUAGAGAAGAACUUUACUGGAAAGGUAAUUUCCCAGCUGGAAACAAGUUGUCUGAGGGAUGUUAAUACAGGCUGGACUGCUGAUAAUCACCCUGUUACACAUCUGAGGUUUGAUUACAUCAGCCGGGAGAGACAAAGUCGGGACUAUGUCAUGGAAGAUCAUGAAGCUGCUGUGCAACUUGUAGAAUGCUUGAAGCCAUUUGCGACAGCAAAUGAACAAAUCCAGGAAGUUGCCAUGGAACGUCUGCAGUGUCUGAAGUGUUCGACAGAGUUCACCAAGCCAGUCAAUUCAGACGAACUACUCUGUCCUGAUUGCGGUAGCUCCAUGACUGUGCUGGUGUCGUCACCGGGUAAACAGGACAAACCGGUUUUCCCUGUUGGUCUUGUGGGUCGCUUUGUAGGAGAACAUGCUGGAGCUGCUAAACUGAAUACCAGCUCUAUAAAAACACUAAAUGGCGACAUGUCUGUUACUGCUCUUGUUCAGCUAUCAACGUCAUCGUCAUCGUCAUCAUAUUUAGAGGCUGUCGAUCAAACGCAAGAAUCAGAGAAGACAGACAGUGUGGAUCUCUCUAACAAGAACAUUUUGCCUGCGAACGACAAACAGGAAGCAGAAAAUGAGACUAAAACGGAGAAAAACCCUGAUGUUAUUCCAAAAGGAACAUUGGAUCGGCCUGCAAAGGUGCCCGACUUAUGUUCCAACGCUUCGGGCAAAGUUUUAAAUGAAAAUGGCAAAGAUUUAUCUCCCGCGGAAAAAGAAAAGGUUCAGAAAAAAUUCGAAGUCAAGGACUCUGGAAAGUACAAAGUGAACAGCAGAAGUGGAAAAUUUGUGACUAAAAACAGAAAUUCUCCUCAGGUGAGGACAAGUGCACUGAGUAAUUCUUUGAAACGGUCUUCUCAAUUGUAUCCAGCACCACAAACACAAUAUUCUUCCUCCACGCCAUCUGAGAAACACAGUGAGAACUUUCAAACUUCAAUAGGCGCUUCUUCAAAUAUAAAUAAACCUACUCAGAAAAUGAUUGACAGUGGUCAAUCAACACCACCUGAGAGCGAGUUAAGUUGUUCUGGCCAAUAUGCUGAGCUUUUGAGUAAGUCUCUCCCCGCCUUUAGCAUGAAUGUAGCAUUAAAAGACUCGCCAAGCGCUUCGGCAACGAAACGUUCAGAGAAGCUACAAAAUGGAAGCUCUUCUUCUGGGCAAAGAAAAACCAGUCAAAAUGCGAAAACGGACAAAGGAACGCCUAAAUCGUCGGAAAACUCUUCGCAGCAAGUCAAGUUGUCGUCGAGUUUGCAAAGAUCUCCGACUCCAAAGAUGUUUUUAAACAACUUGAUAAACCGGUUAGGCAGCAGAAUCACGCCAGGGAACAGUCUCAGCGACAGCUCUCAGGAGUCGCGAAGCAGCUCUAGGUCAAGCUCACGGGCGUCAACUCCAAGUCUGAUGGAACCGAAGGUCGCUCUGAGCUUCCGCUUGUCUGUGGAUGAGUUUAGAAGCUGUGAUCACAAGUUAAAGUUAUAUUUUGAGGUGUCGUUGUUUCGGUGGGGAAGCAUUGAGGAGUUUCGUUGCUUGUUGAAGGCUCCAGUUGUCGUUUAUAGCAGCACAGAAGAAACUCCAUGUCUAAUGAUCGUCUCCAACAUCAUGUUCUAUAUCUGUAAAUUUUCCCUCAGAGGAAGUGGAACGCCUGAUGAAUGUCUGGCACCAUUAGUGUCUCAUCCUUUAACUGAGUUGCUGUUUAUCGACUCUGGACUGGGUAGCCAGAGUUUUCGUCUUGAAUUCUCAACUCGUGGUGGAUGUUACGAUUUUCUUGUCCGUGAAAAAGAUCGCUGCGAAGAAUUUCUCAGCUCUUUUAUAGAUAUCGUCCAACAAGCGCAGAGUAAAGCUGGGUCUAGACCGGUUGUGGUAAUGCCGCCUCAUCCACAAACACUGCAGCAUAUCAGGUCUCAAGUGUUUGGAAUGAAAGUGGAAGAUCCAAUUGCUAUGGGUGAGCGUCUUCAUCAGCAAGUCAAGUAUUUCACUGAUCCUCCAAUCAUUAAAGAUCGUAAGAGUCUGUUAAGAAGCUAUUCCAGCUGCUUCGUGGGCAGAGAAUUUGUGGACUGGUUGGUACAAGUAAAAGAGGUUGAAACAAGAGAUGAGGUAACUUUUUUUAACUAUGUAAAUUUGAUUGACUGACUGACUGAC